Messenger RNA from Eucalyptus grandis, 594 nucleotides. RefSeq names its product AAA-ATPase At3g50940-like. The coding region runs from base 1 to 594 and encodes 197 amino acids. The record is from RefSeq and is a predicted model, not a curated record. Lineage: Eukaryota; Viridiplantae; Streptophyta; Magnoliopsida; Myrtales; Myrtaceae. The transcript has 4 exons.
AUGAAUCAGCUUGGUCGAGAAGUGAACCUCCACCAUCUGGCGGCAUUCCAGACGCUGGCCAUGGACCUAGAGCUCAAGAAGAAGAUCCUCAACGAUCUCGACAGGUUCGUGAGGAGGGAGUACUAUACGAGAAUUGGCAAGGCAUGGAAAAGAGGGCUCCACAGCAAUGCGGAGCUUAGGAGGCUGCUCGUCGACGCCACAAAUCAGUCCAUAUUGGUGGUCGAGGACGCUGAUUGCACCACUAAGUUGCAAGAUAGGAGUAUUUUAGAACACCCUAGGACUUCCGGAAACUGGAGAGUCAUUUGUUCAUGGAUGGGUCACAACCCUUUACUUGGGAAACUUUUGGAGCGCAUCAAUUUCUUGGGUUGUGGCACUUCUCACUUCCAUUUAUCUCGGGAUCAAUCUCAUGAGCUCUUCAACCGGAUCGAGAGUGCGAGUACAACAUCUAAGGUCACUCCAGCCGAAGUUGCGAAGCAAUUGAUGAAAUGCGACAAACUAGAGGCCACUCUCGGGGACAUGGUUUCCUUCCUCACGAAUCACAAUAGGAAAGAAAAUGAAAAAGUGAUCAAGAAGAAAGUUCGUGGUCUCAAUUGA